CUAACUCCACUGUCGUCAUUGUCAGCGACUCCGGCGCUUCCGUCACAUUUUCCCCUUCAUGCAGUCUCUUUUUUUCUUCCCUCCCUUCCAUUCACUUCCCUCAAAACCACCACCCACAAACCAGAAAAUAAUCCAUAUCUCCGGGUUAUCAUAUCAUACCCUCCGAUCUCGCUGUCCCCCAUGGCUUCUACUCUCGAAGCUACCGGCGCUCCAGCCGCUCGCAUCACCUCUACUGCUUCUACCAUUGCAGACUACGCUUAUCCUUAUGGCCAUCUGGGGCAUUUGACGCAGAAGCAGGAGGAGGCUUUUGUGCAGUUUAAGAAGGUCCUUGAGGAGAGGGGGCUUUUGAAGGUUGGACCUCCGCCUUCUCAUGAUGAUCCUUUGAUCUUGCGAUACUUGCGCGCGCGAAGAUGGAAUGUCGAGGAUGCGUAUCAGCAAUUCAAGGAGACAGAAGAUUGGCGCAAGGCAAAUGAUUUGGACGUUUUAUACGACACCAUUGAUCUAAGCGCCUACGAUUUCAGCCGUCGCCUCUACCCCCAAUGGACCGGCCGACGCGACCGUCGCGGGAUUCCCCUCUACGUCUUUGAAGUCAAGACCCUCGACUCCAAGACCGUCCACGAGUAUGAAAAGGUCGGCGCAUCGAGUACCUUUUCCAAAGCCAAGUCUGACGGCAAGACGCCAAGCGGCCUGCUGCGCUUAUUCGCUCUGUACGAGAACUUGACGCGCUUCAACAUGCCGUUCUGCACACAACUCCUCGACCGCGAACAUCCCGAGGUUCCUAUUACGUUGAGCACAAACAUUGUGGAUAUUUCGGGCGUGGGGCUGAAGCAGUUCUGGAAUCUUAAGCAGCAUAUGCAGGCUGCUUCACAACUUGCUACGGCGCAUUACCCCGAGACGCUGGAUCGCAUAUUCGUGAUUGGUGCGCCGGCGUUUUUCAGCACUGUUUGGGGUUGGAUCAAGCGUUGGUUCGAUCCUAUUACUGUCUCUAAGAUUUUCAUCCUUGGUCAUAAUGAGGUCAAGAGUGUGCUAGAGCAGUACAUCGAGCCCAGAAACAUUCCCAAGAAGUAUGGCGGCGAGCUUGAUUACAACUUUGGAGAACUCGGCAACCCUGAUCCUAACUGGGAGGGUGUCGUUGAGUUUGAGAAUGGACACAAGACGUUUCCUAGCGGGCCGUUAUUGUGGGAGGAGGAUUCUAAUGGAAGAUUAGUCUGUAUGGCUAAGGGUUCCAAGGACGGACAGCCUCGAAACGAGAGAAUCUGUACAAUCCCCAAGACCUUUGGUCUCGCGCCUGUUGUAGAAAUAUCCAGCGGCGAAACAGUCGUUGAAACACCAGCAGAAACCAACGACGCAGCCGCCCUCAACGGAAACGGACACCCCGUAUCUCCUCAAGGAACACACGACGACGGCGUUCAGACCGACGACGCGCUCUUGAGCGACGACGUGAACGAGAAGCUGAAGCUGCAGGACGACAAGCCUAUCGCUGCACAGACGACUACUGCGUGAUAGAAGUAUUAUAUCCUAGAGAUGGCGAAGACUGGCAUACCCUGGAAGCAAAUUUUGGAAAAGAUGGUUUGAAGUACAAGAUGGACUAUAUUGGUUGAAGUACACGGAGUAUAUCCCUUUCUGUUUGGCGUAUCAUGUUUAGAACCUCCCGUUGAAGCGGUGAUAUGGUUGUGAAUACAUAAUCGUGAUUCCCUGUUAAUGUUUGAACAAUUACCUUCUUUAUUCUAUUCCCUAAUCAUUGAUCUUCUAUGCCUCGUGCCUCUAUUGAACUCUAUUCUAGCAAUGCCGUUACCAAGUCUAUUCCAUCUCUGGAACUUCUGGUCUUGUAAUAUAUCCCCUUCUAUUCCUCCACUGGGUAACACCCCUCUCAAGCUCCCCCCACGUAACUCCAUCUCUAACAAGACACAUCGUCACCCCCAAACUCUCCGUAUCUCUAUUCCUCGCCUCAUCAUCGAAGAACAGCAUAUCCUCAUACUUGAUCCCCGUCCUCUUCUGCAAGCUCUCAAAGUGCUUGAUCUUGCACCCUGGAUAAAUCUCCAACAAGCCCUCGAACACAUCCAGCGCUUUCUUUGGCUUCCCGCCCUCUGGUCCAGUGAUAUGCAGCAUCUUUAACAAAUCGCGCGCAAGGCUCGGCGCAGAAGUUCGCGAUGCCACGCCGAUUUUAAUACCGGCGCGCGGCAGGGCGUGAAGAAUGGCAGGGACGUCGCUGAAGAAACCAUAGUCUUCGCCGUAUCGAUCUGUGGCGCUUGUGUGUGAGGGGUUGGGUUUUAGGGGUGGUGUUACGUGGGUGUCUACCCAGAAUGGCCAGAGGGUGUAGUCGAGAUCGAAGACGAUGAGCUUGGGGAGCGGAAGGGUGGGAUCGGCGAGGGAGGAUGGGAGGGCGGUGGAUGAUGUUGAUGUUGUUGAGAUUGUAGAGAGGGUUGAGGUGCUUGGCGGGAGAGGGUUUUUGGAGAGUUUCUUUGGCAUUUUGAGAUUCUUGAGGUAAAGAUUGAUGGAGAGACAGGGUUGGAUGUGGUGAUGGAAGGUUUGGUGUUGAGAAGUUGGGACUUUUUUG
This is a messenger RNA of Fusarium odoratissimum NRRL 54006, 2557 nucleotides long. RefSeq lists its product as uncharacterized. The record is from RefSeq and is a predicted model, not a curated record. Bases 181 to 1503 code for a protein of 440 amino acids. The transcript has 3 exons. NCBI's taxonomy places the organism in Eukaryota, Fungi, Ascomycota, Sordariomycetes, Hypocreales, Nectriaceae.